Molecule: messenger RNA, 6532 nt
Organism: Cylas formicarius (sweet potato weevil)
Lineage: Eukaryota; Metazoa; Arthropoda; Insecta; Coleoptera; Brentidae
Product: centrosomal protein of 290 kDa-like
Exons: 22
Coding region: 61-6249 (2062 amino acids)
Source: RefSeq, a predicted model, not a curated record
GCGACAUAUUCAGUGUGUGCUUUAAUCAUCGCCAAAUAAUUGAAUAAGAACGUGUUUUCAAUGAUGGAUUCGCUCUUGAACAAAAUAGGCAAUCUCUCUCAAGAAGAAAAAGACGAUUUUUACAAAACUUUAGCUUGGUGGGAAAUAGAUGAUGCGGAAAUAGACCUUAAUCAAGUGAAAGCGGCGUUUAAGGCUGCCCAACAUCUGCUUCGGGAAAAAGAACAGCAAGUCGAGACUCUUUUACAUGAAUUGGACGAACUGGCUGUAAAAAAAGCUGAAGAUGAGGGUGUCCUAACUACUGCCAAGUCCUUUAUGGGUGGAGGUAUUGAGUACGAAAAUUUAGAACAAGAACAUUCAGAGCUCCGAGCAAAGUUCAAGAAAGUUACACAGGAAAACGAAAAAUACGUGGCAGAAUUCAAUCUCCUGAACAAAAAAAUUAAAAGACUAGAAAAAGAAAACGAGCGACUGGAGAAAGAAGUACAGGCCCGAAUACAUGAUGAAAGCGAUUCGGAUAUAUCAGAAUCAUAUAAGCAACAGCAGCGCGAGCUGACUAGUCUAGUUCAGAGUAAAAACCAACAGCUUUCGGAAAUUUUGCGAGAUAUUGAAGACGUCGAAAAUGAAAACACCGUACUUAGGGAAAAAUUAUCAACCCUCAAAGAAGAACUGUUCAAUGCGACCAAUGAAAUAGUGUCAUUGACUGAGUCUUUGAAAGCUAAGGAUUUAAUAGCUGAAGAAAAUGCGGCUGCACUAGUCAAGGCGUCGGCACUGGUGGAGACCUUAGAGUGUGAAUUAGAUGACGUGAAAAAGGAAAAAUUGAAGCUGGAACGCGAAAUAGCCGAAUUUUCGACGGAGGUCGAAUCAAAAGUCGAUAAAUGGAAGGAAGUAAUCGCCAGCAAAAACGCCGAGAUCGAACAGCUUAAGAGAUUUCGGAACAAAAUAGUAGUCGACAGCGCUGAAAGUUCCGGUUCGGAAGGUGAAAUCCCCUACCUCAGGGACCUCCAAAAUGUCAUCUCGCAUCGAGACGCGCAACUGAUGGAGUUGAAAUGUCAGAUGGCGAGGUCCACGAAAGAUAUGACGGAAAACGCAGAGAUGUUAAAAGACCUAAGGCAGCAAAACGAGCUUAAAAGCGCCAAGUUGGAAGAACUGAACAAAACGGCGACUGAAUUAAAAAUGCAGUGCAAAAAAGCGCACGAAAGGUGCAGCAAUUUGCAGGAGAGGGUGAAAAACGCGGAGGAUAUGGCGAACUUUAAAAGUAACGAGUUAAAAAGAAUUUUAAAAGAGCUAAAAGACAACGGCCAAGAGGAUUUAGCUCAAAAAUUAACCGAAAUUCACGCGCUGAAGACCCAAAACAUUUUGCAAGAGCAACAGAUCGCCGGCCUGGUCGCUGCCGUCAAUGAUCUCCGACAAUCAAUAGACGAGUUGGAAAAAGAAAAUGCGAUAUUAAGAAACGAGCUCGGUAUCGACGACCUCGAUGACAUUUCACCGUCCCCUUGCAAGUACAAUACAAAACGAACCAAGCACAGAAACGAUAUCGAAAAACUCAAUCGCAAACUAAGCAGCAUGCAAGAGGAGAAAGUCCAACUUAAAAUGAUCGUGAAAGAUCUGAAGAGGAGAAACUCAGAACUGUCAGAUCAGUUAAUCGAGUUGGGUCACAAACCGAUCGGAAAAGAGAACGAUCAACCAAAAUCUACAGCACGUAACAGUAAAGAACUCGGAGAUCAGAUCAGAGCUUUGAGCGAGGAGAACGAGGCGCUUAGGAAAGGCCUUCAUGAAAUUUUGAACAGCGUUAACGUCAAAAAAGAAUCUUCCGCUAAGGAAAUCAAGUCGGAGGUUUUGGAACGUCUCUUAAAAGCACUGGAUGUUAAGCACAUCUCAGGUUGGUACCACCCUGCUAUGCGGCUUCAAGCGGAGCUACGUUCGGUGGAAGGCGCAAAUAGGGAGCUUCGAGAUCAGCUUCAACAAGUUAGGAUGGAGCUCGCGGCUAACAAAGUUAACGAAGAAAUAUCAGUUGGUCGGAACUUGGAAGUUGAUGUGCAGAACAUCGAUGAUGUGGAAAAAGUCGAUUCGCCCAGGAAAACUUCCAUUUUUGCUUCAGUCAUCGGCCAAAGUCAUCCCGAUAUCGAUAGUUUGAAGCUACACGUUCUGCAAAUACUCGUGCUAUUGAAUGAAGAUAACGUCGAAUCGAAACUGGGCGAAGAAUUUGCGACAUUGAAGAAAUCACUAGACUCUUUGCAUAACGAAUGUAAUUCCCAAAGGAGAACACUGGAAGGAGAGCUCGAAGAGGCCCACCGAAAAAUACAGACUCUUGUCGAAGAGACCGCACAAGGAAGCUGCAAUUCAACAGACGAUGCAGACUUGAAAGAGAAAGUGGUGGUGUUGCAGAGGAAAGCCACUUAUCUUCAAAAACAUGCAGAUCAAGUCGUAUCAGAGAGGGAGCAUUUUAUAAAAGAAUGCUCUCGUACGCGCCUUGCCCUCUCGAAGAAAAUUACUGAGCUGGCUAGUAAAAUUCUACGAUUGCAAACGCGCAUCAAGAUACUGCGCGAGGAAAAUACGAAUCUGGUACCUUUCGAGGAUCACAAAAAACUCGAAAGUAUUUUAGAAGAGACUUUGGGGAAGCACAGGAAACUGAUCGCGGAAAUUAAGGAGCAAAGCAAGCAAGAGUCGCUCGAAAUGCAGCUGCUGAGAGCGUCUCAGAGUAAUUUGGAGGGCGAAAAGGCGGAGCUUAAGGCGCGAUUAAAGGAAGCCCUGGCGCAAGCCUACGCUGGAGCCGGCGAAGAUACGAAAAACUUGGCGGAAAAACUGGCCGAAAGUCAAGUGAAAGAGAUUUCCGAAAGCCAGAGGGCCGAACACACCAACAACUUGUACGAGUUAGUCAAGGAGCAGCUAAACAAAUCGGAGGACAAGUUCAAGGAGUUCUCUAGAUACGGUGAAAAUCUUUUGCUGAAAAAUCUAACUCUACAGGAACAACUGAAAGACGCUGAAAACAAACUGUUGUCGUGUGUGGAUCGUCAAGCGUAUAAAAAGCUUCAAGAUAUGUCGAACGAGUUGCUUAAAGAGAAGGAUGAGCUCAGCGUCGAAGUUAUGCGCCUGAACGAGGAAUUGCACACUAAACGACAAGAAUAUGCUCUGGAAAUGACGUGGAACGACUCGAAGGAACAGGAACUCCUCAAUUUGAGGCACCAGAUCGUGGAUUUGGUUGCUGUAUCGGAGGAGAGGAUUCUGGUGGGUCAGCUUCACGCCGAUCUUGCUAAGGAACGAAGAGAAAGGGAAGAGAAGGAGAUGAAGAUAGAGGCCGCUUUUGUGGAGACUAACGAGUGGAAAGACAAGUACGAGCGUUUGGUACAGCGUACAGAAACCGAAACAUCUGAGUUUUUGGUGCAAAAACUCAAUGCAGACAAAAAAAACAGGAUACUACAAGAUCUGCUGCUCAAAAAGAAAGCUCAAUAUUUCGGUAGCACUCCUCUGUGCGUAGACGAAGCGUUUCUAGAAACGCUACGAACCGUCAACGCCCAGAAACACGAAACAUUCUUGCGCUUACUGAAAGUCAAAGAACUAGAGUCGGAAAAUGCCAUCCUGAAGCACAAAUUCGAAACUCGACUUGAAGGAAAAACGACGGAGAAAAUUACUGACGAGAAUAUGGAGUUCCAGCUGAGCCGCCAAUGCGAAUUCAAGGACGAACAGAUCGGUUACCUGACGGAAAGGAUCGGCAUCCAAGAUCGCCAAAUCGCCAAACUGGAAGAGGAACUGCUGGUGUCGUACAAAAACUCUGACAUUGCCUUCACCAGCGCUAAACGCCCCAGGUCGGUCAAGCUCACAAGGAGCAUCGUUUGUCAAGAAUCGGUCAACCCAACGCCUUGCGCGGUGAAGAUAAUGAGGAACGUGGAAAGCCAAGCGAGCUUCGACGUGGCGCCACGUAGCGAAGCCGAUCAGAUGCUCCUGGUGAACGAUCUCAGAGCACAAAUCGCGAAUCUACAGUCGGGAUGCGCGCAAAAGGAAAUGAUUAUAUCUCAGUUGAAUAGGAGCAUCGCGGAUCGGGACUUGUCCAGAGCCUCUCUGGAGCGGCAAAUCGAAGAGAAACAGAUGCAGGUGUCCUCGAUGGAGAAGCGUCUCCAAGAGUUCAGAGAGGGGGAAGUUAAGAGUCAAAGCGGCGCCGGGGAUGGCGCUUCCAUCGGAUCGACGAAUUACAAGGAAGAGACGGUAAUGUUGAAGUCGAGCUUAAGGUCAUUGCAAGAUAAUGUGGCCCAGAAAGAUAUUGAAAUAAUGAUGUACCAAACGCUUCUAAAAGAGGAUAGGGACAAGCAUAGUCUGGCCGCUGCCAAUUUGCAACACGAGCUGCAGGUGUUGCAAAAAGCUCUUCUACAAGAAAAACAAAAAUGCAAAGGUCUAGAGGAAUCGUCCGCGCUUUCCAAGCAGAAAGCGACGAUGAUCGAGAAGUAUGUGGCGCAGGUACACGCGUUGGAACAGCACCUUGCGGAAUUACACACUGAGACGGCCGGCCUUGAAGCCAGGUUCCAGUCAAGCCAGCAGGAAGUGGCCCGCUGGAGGGUACUCGCAGCAGAACGAUUGACCGCUAUGGAAGAGCUUCGCAAAAACCUUGACGAUCAGCACAAGAAAGAGUUGCAAGCGUACAUGGAAGAUGGGGAGAAAUUGAGGGAAAUCGUGGACGAAAGUUCUGGCAGGCGGAGAGUAAGACUGCAGAAGGAGCAGGGGUCUUCGUCGGUGCUUAUCGACCCUGAUAUUUUAAAACUCGUCAGGGAAAAAGAGGAGAAGAUUGCUCAAUUAACUGAGCAGGUUCGACAGCUGAAGAGUGACAAGGUUAAGUACUCUGAUGGUUCGCUCUCGGAGCCGCCGAAUUUAAUUACCGAUCCGGAUAAAAAGGACACGCAGCUCUUGAUAAAAGAAAACGAAAUACUGAAAAGGAGAGCGGAACAGCAAUUAAGCAAAGAACAAGUUUUAAAGAACGAAAUAAGGGAGUUAAAAAAUCAGUUGCUGAAAAGACCAAAUUUUUUAUCAAAAGGACGUCUGGAACGGUCGGUCAAGGAACAAUUGCAGAAGAGAAUAUCUGGGCUGGAGGACGAAGUGGAAGGACUCAACCGGAAGCUGGAAGAGCAGGUUGCGAUUAACGAGAAGCAUAAGCUCAUGGCGGGCGACGAUUUCGAGAAAUGGAAGAAGCAGAAAUACUGGCAAGAGAACUGCGAGAAGCUUAAAAUGAAGCUAAAAGAGCGCGAGGAAGAAAUCGAAAAACUGAGACAGACUUGUAACGGAUUUAGAUUGCUAAUCGAACGUCUGGAAAGGGAAAAGAUGAAUCUGGAAAAUAGAGUGAAAGCGCUAAAAAGCGCCAAUGCACACGCGGCGGACUGUCAAGAGUUUGAAACGUUGAGACUGGAAAACGCCAGACUCUCCAACGAAGUGGAAAUUCUGGUCACCAAGCUGGAGAUGCAGCAGCAUCAUUCCGGAGGAUUGGGCGCCGCCAUGUUGCAGGAAAAGCUCGAGAGUCAAGAGCGGAAGAUUGCCGUGUUAGAGCUCAGUGCUAAGGGGUCCGUGCAAGUCAGAGACGAACUCGAACGUUUACAGAAGGCGCUGUCGAAUAUGCAGAAAAGUAAUUUGUGUUUGGAAGCCGAAAACUUGGAACUGAAAAUGGAUUUGGAAAAAUACAGUAAGGAAACCCCCCAUUUGCAGGAACAAAUACAGUAUCUCGAGAGCUACAUCGAACUGUUGAAGUCGGAAAAAUCGAAAACAGAAUUGGAAGCGAAACGUGACGAUCGGCAGAAUGAUUCCACGCCCAAAGAAAACAAAACCGUGUCGCAACUGGAAAGGACCGUUUUCAUACUGAAGAGGGUCGUGGAGAAAUUGCAAGCUGAAAAUAAGCGAUUGCUUAGCGGGAAAAGACCCCUUAACGACUGUUAUCCCGAUAAGCUAAAGCGAGACCAUCAAAGGCUGCGAGAGCAGUACAAUCGGAGCCUUGAAACGAUUAAAUCGUUAGAAUCUCAACUGGCAUCUUGCAAUGCGAAAUUACAGGUUGAUGACAAGCCUAUAACGUCGAACAACGAAAUCGAACGAUUAAGGGCUGAUCUGGACAGCAAAAACGAACUGCUGGAAAGAGUUAAGGGCCUGUUACAACGAGCGGCGGCCAAGGAGAAGCUGCUUGUGCAAGAGAUAACCACUUUGAAAAACGAAAGGGAGCAUAGAAUCGGAGGCGGUUAUCCCAGUCCCGUACAAGAGGAGUCUGAAUUAAGUAGCGACACAUAAAUAAAUGGCGUUUGCUUGAUGAAAUUGCAAUGCCUUAAUAAGUGAAUUUGCAUGCACAAUAAUUAUGUAAGAAUAUUAUUUUAUAAAUAUAUACAUCAUGAAUAUACCAAUAUAGUCAUUUUAAAUAUUGCAAUCAAAGGCGGUAGGUAUAUCUCUCACCACUCUAAAUUGAUAUAGCGGGCCUUACGAGAAUAUAUUUAAUUUUUUGUUUAAAAAAAAAAAAGUUUAACGCGGCAGAAAGUUUUUUGAAACACCCUGUUAAUUGAUAACUUCAAUCGUUUUG